CAUAUUAAGGAUGCCUAAAAACUUUCGAAAUGGCAACACCCGUGGCCGUGGUGGCCGCUACAAUGGGGGCGAUCGAUUUUACGAUGCCGCGGAAAUAGUAAAUCGAGGACAUGACGAUCGAACGGAACGUGGUGGCGAUUGGAACGAUCGGAACGAUCGGAAUAGGAACGACCGUAACAUGACCAAUGUGCAGCGGCGCGUUAGCUUCAAACCUUUCAACGGGGGUCGGGGCAAGGGUCGCAUCACCGAGAACCAGAUGCGCGCACACUUCAACGAGGAAGACGAAGCCAUGAGCGGUGAUACCUUCGACAGUGGCAACAUGCAUGGACGUCCAAACAAUCGGUUCAUCAAUCGGCAAAGACGCAGCGGAUCACCGAUUCCGCGCGGUGUAUCGAAUGGGGGAAAUUUGUCGAAAAAGCUUUUCAAACAGACGAACUCGUACUGGUACGAGGUGAAGAUACCGUACGGCCAUAAGUACGAGAAGGAUUUCAUCCUUCGAUCGAUCCAACAGCAGCUCAGCCCGAUGGUGUUCAUUCCGCUGUAUUACAAAACAACCGAGUUUGCUGCAUCGUUCUUCGUGGAGGGUUUCCAAGUGGCCUCAGCCAUCCUACAGGCCAGCCGUACCAUCGAAUGUCCCGAUGGUCGACGCUUAACGUUGAAUGUGCGCAGUAGUCAACCGCCCGUUCAGAUGAACGAACAGCUGAAGAGCCGCAUGAAACAGGCAAUGGUAAAACGCUACAACCCGCACACGAAGGCCUUGGAUUUGCAAAGGUUCCACGCCGAUCCCGACCUCAGCGAUAUCUUCUGUGCGCUGGCUCGGGCGCAAAUUAUGCUCACGGCUAUUGACAUUAUCGCGGAACACAUUCCAGAGCUGCAGGCACUAAACCUGAACGACAACAGGCUGUACAUGCUGGAGCACAUGAAGUCGAUGGCCAACAAGUUGCCUCAUUUGAAAAUUCUUCAUUUGGCUAAAAAUCGGAUACCGUACCUUAGCACGCUGGACAGCUUGAAGAAUCUGAAACUGGUGGAGCUAAAUCUGGAGGAUAAUCCGCUACGUAAACAGUACGACGAUAAUACGGCUUACAUCAGUGAAGUGCGUAAACGCUUUCCCAAAGUUUUAAAGCUGGAUAAUAUUGACCUGCCGCCACCGAUCAGCUUCGACAUUCCGGAAGACGAUAUGAAACUUCCGGAUGCCAAGGCGUCGUUCCUAUGCGAUGCCGGUGGAUCCGAUAUUGUUCGGCAAUUUCUGGAACAAUAUUUCGCUAUCUACGAUUCCGAUAACAGGCAGCCGCUGCUCGAAGCGUACCACGAGCAUGCCAUGUUUUCGCACACCGUCAACUCAUUUAAUCAACAAAAGAUGAGUGUGUACUUGAGCGGAACUCGUAAUAUAAAGCAUAAAACGGAUCUAGAUUCACGUUGUCGUUUACUGAAGCAAGGAAGAUUGCCGGUGGUAACACACCUAUCGUCACUACCACUAACCAAACACGAUCUGAUGACCUUCGCCGUCGACCUUACUCUCUUCACGCCCCACAUGCUGCAAUUGACGGUAAACGGCGUGUUCAAGGAACGCAAAGCAAACGGUAACGCUGAACUAAUGCGAUCAUUUCAACGCACGUUCGUCAUAGUACCGUCGAACGGUGGCUUUUGCAUACGGAACGAGAUGCUGCAUAUUAGCGUCGCUACUCGCCUUCAAGAGGAUAAGUGUUUCAAGCCGGUGAACAGUCCGGUCAUGACGCAGCCCAUUACACCUGCACCGACCGUCAGCACGAUAGCUGCACCCUCAAUGGUACCGGACGAUAAUACGAAGCUGCAGAUGAUACAGGCACUAUCCGCACAGACCAACAUGACCACCGAAUGGAGUAAGCUGUGCCUGGAGGAGAACAACUGGGACUAUCAGCGAGCCGAGUUUGCUUUCGCCGAGUUGCACAAGCAGAAUCGAAUACCGCCGGGAGCGUUCGUCACGAAUUGAGCUGUGUAAGCUGAGGAG
Anopheles maculipalpis is the source of this 1987-nucleotide messenger RNA. It is a transcript of the gene sbr, whose product is annotated as nuclear RNA export factor 1. Gene Ontology annotation, molecular function: protein binding; RNA binding. NCBI's taxonomy places the organism in Eukaryota, Metazoa, Arthropoda, Insecta, Diptera, Culicidae. Gene Ontology annotation, biological process: poly(A)+ mRNA export from nucleus. The transcript is spliced from 7 exons. Gene Ontology annotation, cellular component: nucleus; cytoplasm. The record is from RefSeq and is a predicted model, not a curated record. The coding region runs from base 11 to 1969 and encodes 652 amino acids.